Molecule: messenger RNA, 413 nt
Organism: Dentiscutata erythropus
Lineage: Eukaryota; Fungi; Glomeromycota; Glomeromycetes; Diversisporales; Gigasporaceae
Source: the annotation of a GenBank genome assembly
CGGACCAAAUUCAAGAUGCAUUUGAUACCCUAAUGGUAAGUAUGCCUCCAGAGGCAAGUAAAGUGACUCAAUGGUUUGAAAAAACUUAUAUUGGGAUACGGCAAGAUGAUACAAUGGACCGCAACUUACCAUUAUUUCAUCCACAACUAUGGUCGGUUUAUGAAUCAGUAGAGCUGGGCAUUCCACGGACGCAAAACUCCGUGGAAGCCUGGCACAAUAGGUGGAAUACUAUAGUUGGAAGGCCAAAUGUAAGUGUAUAUAUGUUGAUAGAGGAAUUACAAAAGGAACAGCAGAAUGUUGACGAUCAAGUUGUGCGCAUUCUCCAAGGAGAGUCGAGACCCAGACCAAAUCAAUAUUAUAUUGAAAAGGAGAAAAGAAUCAUGGCUAUUUUUAAUGACCAUAAAAAUCGGCCA